Molecule: messenger RNA, 261 nt
Organism: Cotesia congregata
Lineage: Eukaryota; Metazoa; Arthropoda; Insecta; Hymenoptera; Braconidae
Source: the annotation of a GenBank genome assembly
AUGGCAUUUCAACUCGUGGAUAUACGUUAUAUGAUGUUGUGUAUACAUGGAAAAAUUAAAAAUUAUUUAAAUAAUGAAAUGAAACGAGGCUCUGGGGGUUUAUUGCGACUUAAUGACAAAAGUGAUAAACAUUUGCCCCAAAGGAGAAGAAUAAGAAGGCAGAGGUCUUUGCCGGAUACAAUAUCAGAGAGUAUAAUACGGAUUACAAGAAGCCACGAUGGAUUUCCAUUAUUGGCUGGUUGCCCACAGGAAACUCUUUAA